Messenger RNA from Cheilinus undulatus (humphead wrasse), 4031 nucleotides. Its product is annotated as glutathione hydrolase 7. Gene Ontology annotation, molecular function: glutathione gamma-glutamate hydrolase. Gene Ontology annotation, cellular component: plasma membrane. Gene Ontology annotation, biological process: glutathione catabolic process. The transcript has 16 exons. The record is from RefSeq and is a predicted model, not a curated record. Lineage: Eukaryota; Metazoa; Chordata; Actinopteri; Labriformes; Labridae. The coding region runs from base 461 to 2497 and encodes 678 amino acids.
GUAGUCUUGGUGACGGAGAGCUCUUUAGACCUCACGUCACCUGCCGUGUUCUAAAUCCUAAAACAAUAUCGUCUAAGAUGCUUUUUUUUGACUGCAUGUUUUUCCAAGAGCGGUGGCAGCCUACAUAACUGGAAAAUGCACCAUCAUCAGAGCUACGCAUUCGUGUCUUGGCCUGUGAAUUUAAUUCAACGAGGAAAUGCUGUGAUGUCGACGUGAGGUUGCCCACGACGAACUUGGAAAUCCCAGCAGGGGAAUUGUGUUUUAAUGGUACUUUAAAUGUACAAUGAAGUACAUGUAAAUCUCCAUCACUACGGCAAGAAUAUUGGUCCAUAAAGCUACGUGUCAGGUUUUCCUUCUGGAUGAAUGGAUGAUCGCCCCAGACAAGAAGCAGAAUUGAUUGGGUACCUUUGCAUAAAUCCUCUUCACCUUAAAGAUAAAUACUGCCAGAUUAGCUGUAGCCAUGCACAGCCCUGCUCCUGAAAUUGUGGCUGGCUAUCCAAGUGGAUGCCUGGCAGAUAAGGAUGUAAACCCAGAGACAACUUUGGGGAGCGCCUACUCUCCAGUGGACUACAUGAGUAUCACCAGCUUCCCAAGGCUGCCAGAAGAUGAUAUGCAGUCUGGGGAAAACACCCUGAAAUCUCGCAAAGAUGAUGACAACGUCCUGAGUGAGCAAGAUACAGACCCAGAUCUGUUCCUAAAGUCAGCUCGCCUCCAGCGUCUGCCCUCAUCAGCUUCGGAUCUGGCUAGCCAUGAUAUGGCAUCCCUGCGGGAGACCACAAGAGACCCCUUUACAGAGGACUGUGCCUGCCAGCGAGAUGGACUGACUGUUAUCAUCACGGCAUGUCUUACUUUUGCUACUGGAGUCACAGUAGCUCUCAUCAUGCAAAUCUACUUUGGAGACCCACAGGUCUUUAACCAAGGGGCAGUGGUAACAGAUGUGGCACAGUGUACAUCCCUCGGCUUUGAUGUUCUUGGUAAACAGGGUUCCAGUGUUGACGCUGCGGUCACCGCUGCCCUCUGCUUAGGAAUUGUCCACCCUCACACCUCUGGUAUUGGAGGCGGUGGAGUUAUGUUGGUGCAUGACAUCCGUAAAAAUGAGACGAGGGUCAUCGACUUCAGAGAGACAGCGCCAGCUGCAAUACAUGAGGAGAUGCUGCAGAGGAACCUGGAUCUUAAUCCGGGCCUGCUAGUGGGAGUACCAGGCAUGCUCAGUGGGCUGCAUCAAGCACAUCAGCUCUAUGGCAGGAUGCCAUGGAAAGAUGUUGUCAUCAUGGCAGCAGAUGUUGCCAGAAAUGGAUUUAAUGUGACUCACGAUCUUGCUGAAGCUUUGGCGAAAGUGAGGGAUCAAAACAUGUCAGACGCAUUUCAGGACUUGUUCCUCCCAAAUGGCCAGGCUCCCUUACCUGGGCUGUUCUCCAGACGCCUUGAUUUGGCAGCCAUCUUGGAUGCUGUUGCAGUCAAGGGGAUAUCUGAGUUAUACAGUGGGAAUCUGACGCAGGACAUUACAGCAACAGUGCAAGCAAGAGGCGGUGUGCUCACUGAGGAUGACUUUGGAAACUACAGCACAGUUUUACAGCAGCCUGCAGAGAUCACCUAUCAAGGACACCAUGUGAUGACGGCCCCAGCUCCACAUGCAGGUGUUGCUCUGAUCACUGCUCUCAACAUCCUGGAAGGCUACAACAUAACCAGCCAGACAUCCAGGGACAGCACCCACCACUGGAUAGCAGAGGCUGUAAAGAUAGCUCUCGCCUUGGCUAGUGGACUGGGAGACCCCACGUAUGACACAUCUGUCUCUGAAAUUGUCACGAAGAUGAUGAGUAAAUCACAAGCUCACCAGUUCCGCCAAAUGAUAAGUGACUCUCAGGCCUUUUCUGCUGACCACUACACUCCAUCAUUUACCUUGGAGAAGGGUGCAACAGCUGCACAGGUCAUCGUCAUGGGCCCAGACGACCACAUUGUGUCAGUCAUGAGCUCUCUUAACAAACCAUUUGGCAGUGGGAUAGUGACCCCCUCAGGAAUCCUCUUGAAUAGCCAGAUCUUGGACUUCUCUUGGCCCAAUAAAACACAAAGCUCAUCACCUAACCCACGCAACAACUUGCAGCCUGGGAAGAGGCCCAUGUCCUUCUUGAUGCCCACAGCAGUGAGGCCUGCUGUGGGGUUGUGUGGCACAUACGUAGCUGUUGGAUCUUCUGAUGGAGAGAAAGCUCUCAGUGGAAUCACACAGGUGCUUAUGAAUGUUCUGUCCUCUCGGAAAAAUAUGAGCGACAGCUUAACAUUUGGGAGACUCCACCCGCAGCUACAGCCUGACACCCUUCUGGUAGACUCUGAGUUCUCAGAUGAAGAUGUCGAGCUGCUGCAGACCAAAGGACACAAGGUUGAGAGGGUAGAGGUUCUCUCAUUGGUUGAAGGCACUCGCAGAACCAAUGACUUAAUCAUUGGAGUGAAGGACCCUCGAAGUGCUGAUGCCUCUGCGCUCAAUAUGUCCAACCCACCCUAGUGUUUCCCCAGUCCCCACGCUACUUAGACAUUAUGAAGAUGUAGUAGGUUAAUCUAUAGGAUUGGUGGAUAGUGAGGGUGUAGGAAGCUGCACUUCAACUAAGGCACUACCAUAAGCUAAAGAAGUAUGGUUAUUUGACUGUCACUGAGCUUUUUUGAUAUGGAUCCUCAUUUUUUUAUUUGUUAAAACACAGAAACAUACAGAGGAUUACCCUCUAACAUCCAAUGCUGGUAUGCCUUCACUCACAGCCUAAAAGACAUUCAGUGCCCAUUUAGAUAGUGUAGAUAUCAAUCCCUUAAUGGCCUAUAAUACAGAGGGAAGGGCACAGAGAUGUUAAGUAUGUUUAUAAUUUUGUGUCAGAUGAAUUCCAGCUUCACCAAGAGACUUUAAUUAAUUAGUGUUUUAGAGUGUAUUCUUUUGGUUGUGACAGAGAGAUGGAAAGUGAAAUGGCUAUUUAAGCUAUUUUACAACACAGAGUGCUUGCAAGUUUCUGGCCUGUGAGGCACUGAAUAGAUGCUGAGCUCUAAAUACCUUAUUAAUGUGGGAUCAGGGAUUGUGUCUUGGAAUGGCAUUAAUGAAAAAUUAUAUCUUGCAUAUAAAUGGGCAUACAUGAAGGAACUAAUCAUGGCGCACCAGGAAAUCACCAUUUGCAACACAUGUAUGGACCUGAGUGUAUUUGUCCUUUCUCUUUGGAAUUGUUCAAACUUGUGAGAAAGCCUUGCACUGUCACACCUCAACUACACUAUUUAAAACAGAACUCAGAGGCUAAGCCAUUUACCCUCCUGCUCUUUUAAUGGUGUGUAACUGUGUUUAGGUGUUAAGUGAAGUCUGCAAUUUUAACUGUUGCAAAUGAUCAAAGGCUCUUUAGGACCAUGUCUAGACUAACGCAAAGUAAAUCAUACAGAAAACAGUAAUUCCCACGUCUCAGUAGAAUCCCGUAAGCAAGAGAAUUAGUUGAAAAACUGUUUUUAUUAUCUACUUGAGUAAAAAAUUGGAGAAAUGCUAUCUCUUACAUCAUUUGUUGUCACUUAAAGCUUGUGACUUGCUUUUUUGUACAGACCAGGGAAUUUUUUGUUUACAUCUGGAAUGGUCAGAUUCUUUACAGAUAGAUUGAAUGUAAUCUGUCAAUUUUUGUAUAAUAUUUGUUGGGCUGUAUGCAUUUUUUCAACCGUUGUAACAACAUGCAUUCUAUAAGCACAUUGGAGGCAAGGCUUUUAUGUUUAUUUUUGUGUAUUUGUUUAAUUAUUUCGAUUUGCAUAUUUGAAGUUCAAACCAUCAACCUACUUUGAUGCCGUUAAGCAACUAAUUUAAUGAUGUCCAGUGCUGAUUGAUCAAGCAUGUUUUUAACUUUAUUGUCUCUGUUGGGCACUCGUGCAAUAUGACUGUUGAUGCUUGUUUCCUGUACAAUAGAGUACAAGCCUUAAGGCACACAUUUGCACAACACUUGAUGUUUGAUUUUAUGUGCAUUUGUUUGACUUUAGUUUAAAUAAAUGCCAUCCAAACCAAUGAAUUAAAAUGUCUGCACACAUCCUCA